CAGGCUGUGAUUUGAACUUGUGCUAGAACUUGCAUUUUGUCCGUUGGGAUUAUCGCAUUACUGCCAUCUUGGACUUUCUCCAUUUAUUGUGAUCUCCCGUUACAUUCAUGAUGGCUGCUAUGGAUACCGACCAUGACCAUGACACGGUCAGCGGCGAGGAUACGCGUACGAAUCUGAUUGUGAACUAUGUACCACAGACUCUCUCUGAUCAAGAAUUUAGGGAAAUGUUUGCGGCGAUUGGGCCAAUCAAUGUCACGAAAACCAAAAUAAUACGUGACCGCAGUACAGGGUAUAGUUACGGAUUUGGUUUCGUCGAAUAUGAUCAUAAUCGGGAUGCUGUGAUGGCGAUAGAGCAACUAAAUGGUGUGGAAUAUCAACACAAGAGAUUAAAAGUUGCAUUCGCUCGCCCCCAGGGGGAGCAAAGUAAACAAACAAAUCUUUACAUUCGUGGGUUGCCAAAAAAUAUCACUGCGAUGGACUUGGAGGAAUUAUUCACAGAGUUUGGGACAAUUAUCAAUUGUAAAAUCUUAUCGAAUAAGGGUGGAGAGUGUACGGGCGUUGGGUUUGUACUCUUUGAGUUAAAGGAUCAGGCUGCGAGAGCCAUGGAGUUAAUGACAGGCAAGAUGCUACCGGGAGGACCGGAACCGCUCAACAUCAAGUUCGCCGAAGAAAACGCCAAGAAGGUGCGACCGCCACCGAUGUUGCACCCACCUCCGCCGCCACCGAGAGGAUACUUUGGUGGGCCAAUCAGAAACCAAGGCUUCCGUUAUCCAAAUCGUUACAAUCCCAUGAUGGGUGGUGGUCUGAGUAUGCCAGCGCCCCCUGGAAGUUUUUGUGCAAACGGCGGAGACAAUCAGGGUUACACAUUGUAUGUUUAUAAUAUUGGACCUUACGCGGAGGAGCGACAAUUAUGGUCGCUAUUUUCCGCUUACGGUCGUGUGUUAAAGGUAAAUGUGAUUUGGGAUCAUGCCAAAAAUAUGUGUAAAAAUUAUGGGUUCGUUACCAUGGCAAAUGGUCAUGAUGCGGAUAAUUCCAUUGCGGCUCUAAAUGGCCGUUACUACAUGAUCGACAAGCCGCUACAAGUCUCUUAUUAUAAUAAGAAAACUUAA
Lineus longissimus is the source of this 1109-nucleotide messenger RNA. Its product is annotated as ELAV-like protein 1-B. The transcript has a single exon. Gene Ontology annotation, molecular function: RNA binding. Gene Ontology annotation, cellular component: ribonucleoprotein complex. Lineage: Eukaryota; Metazoa; Nemertea; Pilidiophora; Heteronemertea; Lineidae. The coding region runs from base 108 to 1109 and encodes 333 amino acids. The record is from RefSeq and is a predicted model, not a curated record.